Messenger RNA from Dissoconium aciculare CBS 342.82, 1725 nucleotides. Its product is annotated as phosphate transporter. Bases 1 to 1725 code for a protein of 574 amino acids. Lineage: Eukaryota; Fungi; Ascomycota; Dothideomycetes; Mycosphaerellales; Dissoconiaceae. The transcript has 3 exons. Gene Ontology annotation, biological process: phosphate ion transmembrane transport. The record is from RefSeq and is a predicted model, not a curated record. Gene Ontology annotation, cellular component: membrane.
AUGGCCGCACUUCCACAGUAUUCGUAUAUCUUCGGCAUUGCCAUCGUGUUUGCCUUCCUUGACGCCUGGAACAUUGGUGCUAACGAUGUCGCGAACUCUUUUGCUACCUCGGUGAGCUCCCGGUCUUUGACCAUGUUGCAAGCCAUGACGAUCGGUGCCAUCAUGGAAUUCUCGGGGGCAGUCCUUGCUGGAUCGCGUGUGGCUGGUACAAUCAAGUCAGGCAUCAUUGCUGUCGAUUCUUUCGAGGGAAAGCCUAGCGUUCUGAUGCUGGGAAUGCUGUGUGCUCUCAUCGGUUCUUCCGUCUUCUUGACUUGCGCAACUAAGAUUGGCCUGCCUGUUUCCACUACGCACUGUAUCAUCGGUGGUAUCAUCGGCGUUGGCUUUGCGACCGUUGGUCCAAAUGGUGUUGACUGGUCCUGGGAGGGUGUAUCUCAGGUCUUUGCCGCCUGGUUCAUCGCGCCAAUGAUCUCCGCAUCGUUUGGAGCCAUCCUUUUCUUGCUCACCAAGUUCACUGUUCUCAAGGCCAAGAACCCCCUGAUGAGGGGUAUGAUGUCGAUUCCGAUCUACUUCGCCAUCACAAGCGGUAUCCUCACCAUGUUGAUUGUCUGGAAGGGUGCCGCCUCGCUCAAUCUCGACGAUUGGGGCACCGCGCCGACUGCCGGCACCAUAUUCGGUGUGGCUGGAGGUGUUGCCCUGUUGGCUGGACUUUUCAUCGUCCCUUACACUUACGUACGCCUGAUCAAAGAAGACUGGCGACUUAAGCCAUGGGAUGCCGUCAAGGGACCCUUUCUCCUACGUCGUGAUCAGGCUCCACCAAUUCCCGAAGGCGUGGAGCUUGUCCCCGACUACUACCGCGGACAUCGAACCAAGGAAGAACUCGAGCAACACGGAGCUGCUGCAGUAGCGACUCCUCCCAGUGAUGAGGAGACUACGCACCCUGCUGAGAAGGGUCUUGCUGUUGUGCCAUUGGCGCCUACCUCUUCGAUCGAAUCAAUGUCCGCUGAGACUCCAGCUCCCAUCCAAGGCAAAUGGUGGGAGCCUCGUAAUCUCUGGAAGAGCACCGUUUGGUUCUUCUUCCGCGGUGUGAUGAAAGAUGUCGUUUCGGCUCAGACAUCCAACAAGCGCCCAACGUUUAUCGAACGCAUCCUUGUUGGCAAAAAUCUCGAAAAGAAGCACGCCAUUGUCACCCGAUAUGACAACCGCGUCGAGCACCUCUACUCCAUCCUACAAGUCAUGACCGCCGCCACCGCAUCCUUUGUCCACGGUGCCAACGACAUCUCCAAUGCCAUGGGACCCCUUUCAGCCGUCUAUCAAGUCUGGACUACCAACAAUGUCAGCAGCAAAUCCGAAGUUCCCUUAUGGAUCUUGGCCUUUGGAGGUGGUUCCAUCGCGCUCGGAUUAUGGACCUACGGCUACAAGCUCAUGCAGAACCUGGGUAAUCGCAUCACCCUGCACUCGCCGAUCCGCGGCUUCUGCAUGGAGCUGGGUGCCGCUAUUACGGUCGUGUUGGCAACGCGUCUCGCUCUGCCUGUGUCGACGACCCAGUGCAUCAUUGGUGCUACCGUCGGCGUAGGUCUCUGCAGCGGUGAGAUCAAGGCUGUCAAUUGGCGUGUCGUGUGCUGGUCGUACUUUGCUUGGUUUGUGACGCUGCCAUCUACCGCUAUUAUUGCCGGCUCUAUCAUGGCGUUCACCAUCAAUGCUCCGCAGUGGACGCGUCCAGAAUAG